CACAAUAUAUUCGAGACCUCCCGCAAAUACGCUAGCCUUAAGACUAAGCACUUAACUUUCUAACUCGUCUUAAUUUUAGCUCAUGGAUUUGGUCCGAAGCUGCUAGGCAUUUUCCCGGGUGGAAGAAUAGAAGAAUUUAUUCCAAGUCGAACACUAACUCUUAAUGAAUUUCGCGACAGUAGUGUCGUCGCUCAUCUUGCAGCUUUGUCUGCAAAAGUGAAUAGCAUCAAGAUGCCAUUGCCUAAGGCUCCGCAAAUGGUCCCAAUGUGUCGGUCGUGGCUCGCAAAAUACGUCGAUAAUGGAGGUGGACACAUCAGUCUGGAGAAAACGGCCGUUUACGGUGAUAUUGAAUUUCCGAAGGUGCUUACUGUCGAACAGCUGCAGGACGAGCUCGACGAGAUAGAACGAUUUCUGGACAAACAAGAAUGUCCGUCAGUGUUUUGUCACAACGAUAUUGUGCCUGCAAAUGUUUUGUUGCGUGAGAGAGGACUUGAUGAAGGCGAUGUUAUAGAUGAAAGUAGGCUUGUGCUGAUUGAUUUUGAGUUCGGCAGCUAUAAUCACAGAGCCUAUGAGAUCGCGAAUAGUAUGACGGAGCAUGGAAUGACCUACGGAACAUCGAAACAUCCAUACUACGAUACGGAUACUCGAAUAAUGGAAGAUGAAGACUUUGCGCGAACAUACUGUUCCUCCUAUGUGGAUCAGCUAUAUAAGGUGACUGCGCUCGAGCUAAAGUCAAAAAUUGCUUACAAGAGUUUCUGA
Cylicostephanus goldi is the source of this 759-nucleotide messenger RNA. The record is from the annotation of a GenBank genome assembly. NCBI's taxonomy places the organism in Eukaryota, Metazoa, Nematoda, Chromadorea, Rhabditida, Strongylidae.